This is a messenger RNA of Hydra vulgaris (swiftwater hydra), 1286 nucleotides long. Its product is annotated as V-type proton ATPase subunit C. Gene Ontology annotation, cellular component: vacuolar proton-transporting V-type ATPase, V1 domain; lysosomal membrane. Gene Ontology annotation, biological process: proton transmembrane transport. The record is from RefSeq and is a predicted model, not a curated record. NCBI's taxonomy places the organism in Eukaryota, Metazoa, Cnidaria, Hydrozoa, Anthoathecata, Hydridae. Gene Ontology annotation, molecular function: proton-transporting ATPase activity, rotational mechanism.
AAUUUGGUUCAUAUUCUCGAUCAGGUUGUGUCAUAAAAACUAUGUUUCUAGAAUAAGGAUAAGAUUUAAAAUGGCAUCUGAAUUUUGGUUGAUAUCUGCUCCAGGUGAUAAAACACCACAACAAACAUUUGAGGCAUUGAAGUUAAAAACCGAAAAUCAAGGACUUUCUUUGAAUUACAAGCUAAAUCUUCCGGAACUUAAAGUUGGAACACUAGAUACAUUAGUUGGAUUGUCGGAUGAUCUGGGAAAAUUAGAUGUUCAUGUUGAAAGUAUAACAAAAAAAUUAGCCAGCUACUUUGCAGAGGUGCUUGAAGAAAAGCAAGACAAGGUCCUUGAAAAUUUGCAAAUCAAUGGAAUGGAUCCUGCUACCUACUUAACAAAGUUUAAUUGGGAUUCUGCAAAAUAUCCUACAAAACAGGCACUUCGUAGCAUUUCAGAAAUUAUUAGUAAGCAAAUCACCCAAAUUGAUUCGGAUUUGAAAACAAAAGCUUCUGCUUAUAAUGCUAUAAAAGCUAGUUUGCAAAAUUUAGAAAGGAAAUCAACUGGAAGUUUGCUUGUUCGUAAUUUAUCAUCUGUUGUGGAAAAAGAACAUUUUAUAUUAAACUCAGAGUAUCUUCAGACAUUGCUUGUUGUAGUACCUAAGAGUUCUACAGCAGAAUGGGAGACAGUGUAUGAAAAAAUAACAGAUAUGAUUGUACCCAAGUCUUCAAUGUUGUUGACCAGCGACAGUGACUAUAGCUUGUAUACAGUAACCUUAUUUAAAAAAGUUAUAGAUGAGUUCAAACAUCAUGCAAGAGAGAGAAAAUUUAUAGUUCGUGAUUUUGUUUGGGAUGAUGCUGAGAUAGCAGCUAGUAAAGAAGAAAUUACAAAGAUGGCUGAAGAUAAAAAAAAAAACUUUGGUCCAUUAGUAAGAUGGCUGAAAGUGAACUUUGCUGAAAUAUUUAUUGCUUGGUCACAUGUGAAGGCUUUGCGAGUGUUUGUUGAAUCAGUUUUGCGAUUUGGACUUCCAGUUAAUUUCCAAGCUAUGCUACUCCAGCCUGUUAAAGGAAAAAAUCGUCGAUUGCGAGACGUACUUGACGCACAAUACGCUCAUUUAGAUGGUCAACAAUCAAAUGUUAAAGGAGAAACUGUUGAUAUACCCGGUUUAAUGAGCCAUGGCGAAUAUUAUUCUUAUGUUUACUUCCAAAUGAAGCUUAAUCUUCUAGAACGCUAAAAAUUAAUAUGAAGAUAUUAGAAAUUGUAUUUUAUAAAUUUUAUAUGAAUUCAUUUUUAGUUUUUUAGUUAAA